GUUGAACUAGAAUACGACACAUGUCCCCAAACGAUGACCUUGCUCAACCCUGUUCUUGAUGCUAUAUGGUAAAGAGGUAGCCACUGAAAUCUGAUUUGAUGGAUGUCACGAAUAGUUGAUUCUACCAAUCUAUUGAAAUAGCUACCUUUCACAAAGCACAAAGACGAAGCUACACCUUUCAAAUUAUCGAAGAAAUCGAGACACUAUGUCAGCAAAUAUUGCUCCUCCAGCGGAGGCACGGCCAUCUCGCCUUACCUUCGGCGUUGAGAUGGAAUUCGUAGUUCCCUGGCUGCCUGAGGGCGGCGACGAUGCCCUCGAACAUAUUAAAGGUCUACCUCCGGUCCUUAGGCUAAAGAAGGCACCAAAGAAUGGAGACUCUGAAUCGGUGAUUUACGAGAUGAUCAAGGCUCUCUUCGAGGAACACAACCUUCCAGCCAAUGUUAAAACUUAUACGUAUAAGACCAAUUUUGUCAAGACAAUACUCGGUAGAUACAAUCAUUGGGGAGUUACGGACGACAUUACCGUCAAUGAACCCGUCGAAGCCAAGACCUUUGAUUGGGUUGAAAAGUUUCAGUGGGUGGGCGUCGAGGUUCAGACUCCUGUCGAGCCUGAUAUCCCUGCUGCUUUCGAGGUUCUUAAUUACGCUCGACAGCUUCUAACCUCGUCGUAUAGGUGUCGUGUUAACCAUUCCUGUGGACUUCACGUUCAUGUUGGAAACGGUGGCGAGUACUUUCCCCUCAACUCUCUGAGACGCAUUGCUUCACUGGUAUUUGCUACGGAGCAUUUGCUCACCACCCUCAAUCACCCCUGGCGGGUAGUAAACUGGAACUGUCGAACAUUGCGGGACAGGAGUAACUUGUCGAAUCGGUUAGACGGUCAAGCAGUGAGUGAUGGCCCAAUGCAUGAAACCGGAUCCGCAAGAGAUUGCAUCCGGUAUCUUGCUACAGAGGUCCGACACGGAGAGGAGCCUAUAUCCUGGAGAGAGCAGAAUCGAAGGAAUAAGUAUGUGGAUGAUUUCGAGGAACAUAGGAAUAAUAAUGGCUUUGAACCCUUCCAGCCAAAGCCAGAUCCUAAGGAUGGCGAAGAAGCACCAAAAAAGAAGAAAGCAGGAGGAAAAGAAGAAGCAAAUAAGAUAAUCAAAGCGUCCGACGAUCCGUUCAGCCAGUCUAUCGAGCCCAGCAAGCCCGUCCGCACACGAAACAUUCCAAGAAUCGUAAGACCGCGCUAUACCAAUGAGCAACUCGAAGACAUCACCGAAAAGGUAAGAGACUUCGGCUGCUCCGGCCUCGAGAUGGAGGGCCCACGUUCCCACCGAGCGCCAGACCCAGGCGUAUUCGCAGGCGUCCAGCAGAUCUACCAGAGCGCGAGCAGCUGCGAAAUCGCGCACCUCAUGUAUCCCCGAGGAGGAGCCAUGGUGAAUUUCCGGCACUACGCGUGCGAUUCAUUCGUGUAUCGCAACUCGGGGCGCACGAUCGAGUUCCGGGGAGCCGAGGGCAACCUCAGCUCCUGGGUGGUGGUCUGGGCGAAGAUUUGCGUGGGCCUGAUCAAGUUCGCCGUUCGAUCGCCGUACUACGAGUUCGCCCGCGUCCUGGAGAACUGCGAUGUUUCUACGGAUGAAGACGGCGCGUAUGACUGCAUCGACUUGCUUGAUGAUCUGGGACUCUACGCGGAGGCGGAGGCUGCUGAGAAGAGGAUCGCGGCGAAUAAGGCGGAAUGGGGGCUCGAGUACGUGGAGCCGGAGAAGGAGGCGGCUUGAAUAAUUACUAACCUAGUCUAACGUGCGGUAAUUAUCUUUUGAUUUCUCCUUUCUUUUCCAUUGAACUUGAUCUUUGGUUAGGAAGAGCACUUUAUUUGUUGUAGAACAUAUGGCCUAUUAUAUACUGGGGCUUUCAUUUUAAAAAACAUACUCUUUAUCUAGUUGCUUCCAACAUCUUAGAACAUUAGACAUAGUUAGUUCAAUUUUAAUAUCUUAGUAGCA
This is a messenger RNA of Daldinia loculata, 1978 nucleotides long. RefSeq lists its product as uncharacterized. The record is from RefSeq and is a predicted model, not a curated record. The transcript has a single exon. The coding region runs from base 206 to 1756 and encodes 516 amino acids. NCBI's taxonomy places the organism in Eukaryota, Fungi, Ascomycota, Sordariomycetes, Xylariales, Hypoxylaceae.